Messenger RNA from Mangifera indica (mango), 1482 nucleotides. RefSeq lists its product as uncharacterized. Gene Ontology annotation, cellular component: nucleus. NCBI's taxonomy places the organism in Eukaryota, Viridiplantae, Streptophyta, Magnoliopsida, Sapindales, Anacardiaceae. The record is from RefSeq and is a predicted model, not a curated record. The transcript has 2 exons. The coding region runs from base 134 to 1324 and encodes 396 amino acids.
UCAUAUUACCAAAUUACGGGAGGCAUAUGGUUUUCUUUCACCCUUAAUUAUUUGAAUUUGAAGUUACGAUUCAAUCGACUCCACAGCCUAAAUAUUCAUCUUCCUCCGUCUUCUUUCAUUCUUUCUGCCAAAAAUGGAUUCUUUGUUAGCCAACUACGCUUCUUCAGACGACGACGAAGAGCAACCACAACAACAAACCACGUCCUCCUUCGUUUCAACUCUUCCCAAACCUAAUUCUUCCUCUCUCUUCAUUUCUCUCCCCCAACCCCACAAAAACCCCAUCUCCAAAACCCCAAUUCCACCCAAACCCACUUCUGAUUCCGGCAAUUCCUCCUUUUUCUCUUCACUUCCGCAACCCAAAUCUCUGAACUCACAACCGCCCGAAAAAUUUACCAAAAGGGUUGUGCGAAUCAUCCCUACGAUUAAGUCAAACGAUUUUGAUGAAGACGACGAAGAUGAAGAAGAGGAGAAACAACGAAAGAAGCGGAAAGAGUCCCAAAUCUUGAAUCGAGAUUCUUCAGUGAAGUCUUUUUUGUCGAGCAUUCCGGCUCCCAAGAGUUCUGCAACAUUGGGGGUUCUUCAUGCUAAUCAGGGUUCUGGACGAAGAUCCAUUAUCGAAACGGAAGCUCCUGCUGCAAGUUCAAGCGGUUUAGAUUCUAUGAAUGAAUCGAGUGCGAAAAGAAAUGAGGUUAGUUAUGCGAGUUAUGAAUUGAGUACUGAUCAAAAUGAAAUAGAUUAUGCAAAUCAGUAUCCAAGUGCAGGAAAUUGUGCGAGUAAUGAAAUUGUUAGUGAUCAUAAUACUGUAGAUUAUCCAAAUCAUUAUCAAAAUGAAGAAAACUAUGCGAGUGGUAAUGUAGGUAGUGAUCAGAAUGUAGGAAAUUACGAGAAUUGUGUUGGUUAUGAAUCUGGUAUUGACCCGAAUGUGCAUGGUAUCCAUGAUUCGAGCUAUGUGAAUUAUGGGAGUGAUAAUGGCCUCGAAGAUUACAGGCAAUUUGGGUUGGGGGCAAUGGUGCAACAGACAGAUGGUUUUAGAGUGCCAAGGAAGAGAGCUAAAAAUGAGAUUCCAAUUGAGAUAGUUGAGGUAAAGCAAGAGGAGUUGAUGAAGGAUCGGCCACGUGAGGACCAGGUCAAGUUAACUGGAAAAGCAUUUGGACCUUCUUAUCUGCCUGUUUCAACAAAGGGGAAGCCUUCAAAGCUGCACAAGAGGAAGCAUCAAAUUGGUUCAUUGUAUUUUGAUAUGAAGCAGAACGAAAUGGAACUAGCAGAACGGCGAGCAAGAGGACUUCAGACUAAAUCACAAACACAAGGCAAAUAUGGAUGGUGAAAAUAAAGAUGAUUUUUUCCUGUCUUUUGUAAUUGAAAACAGUGGCAACAUCAGCCUUUGUAAAACACUAGUUUUUUGUCUUGUAGUUUGUCCGGAAGUACAUUUUCCUCCAUAUCGUUAUACCUGUGACCUACAAUGCCAAAUUUAUUUUUGCUCCA